Messenger RNA from Cottoperca gobio, 5879 nucleotides. RefSeq names its product askopos (gene s100pbp). Gene Ontology annotation, molecular function: calcium-dependent protein binding. NCBI's taxonomy places the organism in Eukaryota, Metazoa, Chordata, Actinopteri, Perciformes, Bovichtidae. The transcript has 6 exons. The record is from RefSeq and is a predicted model, not a curated record. Bases 134 to 1678 code for a protein of 514 amino acids.
UUGAACUUGAACAGCGCCCCCAUCUCAUUUAACCCCGCCCCUUGUGCACCUUCUUGUAUCAACUACCUGAUCACGUGCCUGACGAGCUAUGGUAAUGAGCAGCAAGUAGUGUCUUCACUUUUUGAUAAGAAACAUGGAUAAAAAGAAGACAAACACAAUUUCCAAUGGGCUCCAUACAGCCAAGCACUUGAAACCUCUGUCUAUUUAUUCCAGGAUGAUCACUUGUGAGCAAAAUUCCUAUCUCCAUCUCCAGAAAGAGUCCUUGAAUCACUUUCUAAAUUUAAAAAUUGAGGUAGUAAAAAAUAGUCUCAAAAGAAAAUUAGAGGAUUGCAGUCCCGAUGACGGUUAUGAGACUCCAGCAAAAAAAGCCUGUAUUCCAAAGGAUUUGUCCCCAGACCUCGGCUACUUCAGCCCUCCUGCAAGAGAGAGCUCUGGGUCGUCUUUUGCCUUCACUCUGCCCGCAUUUUUAAAUGAGACACAAGAUAUUAGCAGUGAAAGUGUGAGCUCUCAGCUACAGUUGGAGAAUGUGAAAUGUGGAUCCUCAACAGAGCCAGGGGUUGAUAAUGGGACUGUCCCGCACAGUUUGAGGUGUGAGAAGGUGCUCCUCAAUGCACCUGCCUUUGACUGUGAUGUUGACGACAUAUUGUCCGUCAAUCCUUUGGGGAAACUGGUGAGCUGUGAAAACAAGCCAGUCUUAAACCCAACUGUGGCACACGGACAAGAAUUGGAAAGAGGAGAUGGACAAGUGGAUGAAGGACGAGAGGAGCUUGAGAGCAAUGUAAAAGAUGAGGUUUAUUUCUCCAUGGCCUACAUUGAGGACCUUAAAAUGGGAAAGAACCCCUCUCAGUCAGUAUACUCUCAGCUGCCUCAAGAUACCUCUAUCCCCCUGCUAGGUGAGGUCGAGGUGUCACAGAAGUGCCAUCCUGAAUGUAUAUCUGAGCCAGGUUGUCAUGAACAAGCUGCUCUGUCACGACGGCACGUUUCCUUCCCAGUCUGUGAUUCGGGUCCUAUUGUAAGUGGGCCAGUGUUGGCGUCUGAUAACUGUCCUGUAGAGACGUUAGAAGAUGAUGUUGAAGAGGCGUGGAAUAUUGGUUCCCCCAUUUUGGAAUCAUCCGUGUUUCAAACCACGCUUCUUGAAGAGGAAUCUACUCUAGACACUUCUUAUGAGACAUCAUUACCCCUCCAAGUUCAGGUGAAAUCGGUUGUGGUGGCUCUUAAUCAGCUCAUGUCCACUAAAACAGCAGCACCUACUCUGGCAAAACAGACCGCCAAGCCCAGCAAGCCGAGCCCAGACAAGAAUAGAGGUUCUGUGUCUGCCAAAUGUGUCAGCAGUGCCAGGAGUCAAAGGCCGGUGAUCUAUGACAGGGAGGUGGACUGGCAGCGUGAGAAACGGCUCUAUGUUCAUUCGGUCACCAGUCACAUGAAGGAGCAUCCAGGAGCAAAUAAAGAUGUCAUGAGUGAGCUGAUGACCCUGAUGACCCAUGUGGCUGACCAGACACCAGGCACUGAUGGCACACAGUGGCAGCAUCCCUCUGAUCUCACACGCAGGAACUACCAGAGACGGUUUGGAAACGAGACUCCAAAAAUGACCCUCCAUGAAUGGCAGUCCAAGAAUGGUACAACACAGAAGCGCUUUGCCAAGGUCCCAAAAAUAUUUGAAAGGAGUUCAUUUCCAUAAAUUAGGAGUUGUAGAGAUUCCUCUUCUAGACUGUUUGUUCUUAAUAUCUCAUAAUAAUUCAACAGGCUGGACUCAGUCCUAUAAAACAAAUAAUCUAAUGUUAUACCAGGUACAACUGGGGCCUCAUAUUAAUGUUUGCACUGUUCUUUGUGGUGUGUAUUUGUGGUUUGUCACGAUGCUUGUUCCUUAAAUUAAUGCAUGUUUUAAGUGGUUUUGAUAUUUUGGAAAUUAUGCUAAGAAACAAGCACUCAAGGGUUUCAAGCAACUUAAAUAACUUUUUUACUGUAUUUGAAACUGUCUGUUUGUUUUUAAUGUGUAUUUAAGUACGUUUUGUACUUCUGCUGUUUGAAAUAUUGGACUUUGUGUUGUGAGUUAAAAGGUAUUCCCCAGUCAUGUUUACUCUGGAUGUGAUUAGAACAGUUCAGACCUUUCACUGACAAGUUUCUUAUCUAUUACUGUUGUUUGGGCAAACAAUAGCUUCACAUCUGUUUCUGCAAGUGAUUCUGAAAAGGCUAGCAGAAUGGAAAGUUCUACACAUUUGGAUUACAUUUUAUUAAAUGUACCUGUUACAUUGUCCAUCCUUUUCCAGGAAGCCAAUACAAUUACUGGAUUACUUCUUUGUAUAACAUGACGCUCAACACAGCGUUUCAUUUGUGAUGUGACUUAAUGCAUCUAAUAUGGGGGCAGGCAGAAAUUGUUUACGGUUUGUGCCGCACAUGCCGUCAGCGAGAAGCAAUUGUUUAUUAAGGUCAGUUCACCCACAUCAUAUAAACAUUUUUCAGCCAUACCCUUAAUUGUAAUGGAGUGUCCAUUAAUGGGGCCCUGACUAAUCUGUCCACAGACCUCCGGACACUUUUAAUUACUUUUAUUAUAACUUUGGGGAAAAAAUAGUUUUAAAUAAAAACUGUUCAUACCAAAGUCUGUGAAUUAUAACAAGCUCAUAAACUCUGCUUUUGAGCUCUUUGAAAGUGAGUUUGUGAGCAUCACAAACUCAGUUCCUGUGUUACUCCUUUUUGAGGAUUCUCGGUGGUUGAUAUUUCGAAACCUGAGCAAUAAACAUGCCCACUGUGUUGCAUGGUAAAAUAUAUUUAGUGCUUUGUGUGAACUGACCUUUUUAAUUGUAGAGCAACAGUGUACUCAGCUGCUGAAAGGCUUCUCUGCAUUGUGGUCUCAUUAAACUCGGCCCCUAGAGUGAGAGCAGGGCUGUGUUUGUGUGGAGGCAAGACAGUGCUGCUGAUGAAGUACUACUAAUAAAACCUAGCCUGUUCAACUUCCACUACUGUUGUCAUCCCCUGAUAAUGUUUGGGGAAUAAUGCUCCGUCUUUGAGAGCUUUUUUUCGUAGUGCAGUGCACAGGUGCAGGCUGACAGAUGUGACCCCAGAGAGCCCAAAUACAUGGAACUUAUCAGCAUGGGUCCCAUUCGUUGAAUAAUGCAGGCUGUUAAAGUACUCUCGUCCGUACAGAUAGCGGGACAGCCUGUCUCUGGCCAGUCAUCCAGAAGGCAGAGGUGUGUCGGUUAGGGACUCGUGACGCAUGCCGUGCAGACUGCAGGGCACGUGUGCAGCUGCAGCUCCUCACGACACCUUCCAACAAUGUUUUGCCCCUCCAGAGUCCUGAGCAGGAUCUCAGCAGUGAUUGUGUUUAUCUUACAUGCCCUACAGUUCUUCUGCGGCUGUGAUGGGUUUCGUCAAAACAGUGCACUGAGAAAUGGAUGUCAUGCAUGUCGGCUCCUAAACCCCACUGCCUCAUAUCGGCUGCUCAGCCAAGCAGUCAAGCCAACGAUCUGCUCUUGUAUUGAUGCACAUACUCUAAUGUAGGACUUGAGUGAGAUCCAAGUGAUUUGUUGUGUUUUGCUAUUUAUGUGUCAUUGAUUUUAAUGUCAUUACAAAUUCAGGCACAAGCUGCUGACUCGACAGUAAAUGUAGUAGCCUGAAACCAUGUUGGGUGAAGUAUCUUUAUAGGUGGAUUAAGGUCUUUCUGUGGCAAAACUCCAUUCCUCCCAACUAACAGUAAGAUACCAAUCGUAGGUCUGUGCUUUUUUUGCUGGAGGAAACUCUUGACAGCUGAAGCCUCAGGUUCACAUGUAUUAUUCACUAAAGCAGGAGCCUGUCUUCCUUGACUCAGAGUUUUCUUUCGUCAUCACCCUGACUUUGGCCAGAAAGGUUUAGACUAUCUUUUAUUUUUUCAAUCACUUAAUGUCUUUGUUUACCAUUGAGAUCAAACUCAGACUUUUGUGGAAAAUAUUAGAUAUUUGUAUUUUAUUGAAGCAUACACAAGUAAGCAUACACCAUAUUCUUAAUUGAAGUUGUGUAACCGUGUGCAUAAUAGUUAAACCAUGCUAGCCCUCUUUAAGCAAUGACUCCUGUACACUUCAUACAAUGAAUAUAAACAUGAUAGCACUAAUAAAGCAGUUUUUCUCUAAACCGUGCUUCUUUGUGGAUCUCAUUUCCUAUAUGUAAAGAACCCAUAAUGAAAUGGUCCAACUUCUCUGUAAUAUCCCGAUGAUGCGUUUCAGUUUCCAGGCCUGUUGGUAGUCUAACACAUAUUGUGUCAUUUUGUUUUGAGUCUCUUGACUGCCCUGCUGUCUCGUCGCAAAGUAGUCCAAUACUGCUACCAAGCAUACAGUAUUAUACGUGCAGCAGCAUGAGAAGACGUCGCACUGAAAUAAGGUCCUCAGUGUUAACGAGUGUUUCGCCACCACAGGGCUCAAGUGGAAUGUUCAGUACGUACAGUCGUCACCAUUUUUAAAUAACUUGAGUCCAGUUUGUUUCUUUAGUGGGAACAGUUGGGUCUAUAUGACUGACGGAGGAAACUCCACGGCACCACCAGGUAUGAAAUGUGUCGACCCUAAUUAGGUACCCAGAUGUCUUUAAUUCACCUAACGUGUAAGACCUCUGUGUAGUUGUUUAACAUUGUGAAACCCACGCCUGUCAAAGUAUAUUCCACAGCUGUUAACCAUCAAACUGCUGGAGUAUCACCUCUGUGUGGGAGAGCUCACUCACACUCUGCUUGUAUUAAGAAGCUGCAACACUUAGAAGAAUCUGUUGCCUUUUUGUAAAAAAUACUUUUGUGCCAAGAGUUGGAUGAGAAUAUCGAUCUCACUUAUGUUUGUACGCUUAAUAUGAAGCGCUGUUUGCAGAAUGUAAGCUCAACUACGCCAUAUAGCUGCUGGCGGUAGCUUCAUAUUUAUUGUACAGAUAAAGGGAAGUGGUAUCAAUAUUCUCAUCUUACUCUGCAAGAACGUGAAAAAACAUUUCCCAAAAACGGUAAAGUUGGACAACAACCUGACACAAGUGGAUGUUUACUAGGAUAUAAUAAGGAACACAGUUUACAGUGGCAACAUAAUUUGGAGUUGAUGAUUCUCAGCUGAAGUAAACCUCUCAUGUUGCUCGCUGAAGUUUUACUCAUUCAAGCAACAGAAGUGCAAAGUACAUUUAACAAAGUGCCCACAGGGAUUAUGUCGUUUGGAAAUGUAUUGUUGGCACACUUAAGACAUGGCCCGAGUUCAAAGAAACCAUCCAGGGAGACUAUCAUCAUUAUCCCUAACUGUGUGGAUGGCUGUCUAUCGAUCGGAGAGCUACCGCUGCAGUGUUCUCGGGGAGAAAUGGAUUCAACCUUCAGCCACAGAAGUUUUUUGGUGAAGUGCAGCAGAACACAGUUUUAAGGUUUCACUAAGUUUGUCAUUUAACAACAGCUGAACGUCUUAAUCAGUCAGAGGCCACAUUCUGUCUCCCGUUUCCCACAAUGUGAGUUUACUUUAAACCCGCUCCUGCAUCUGACAUGAGUCAGUGCUCAUUGGAGGAGCACAACCUGGAGCUUUUCCACUCGUAUUAAGAGUGGAAAUAAAAGGAGAGGGAGUGAUAAAAGCCAUCAUUCUACCCACUCGGCUCAACCUUCAUUGCUCUCUUAACCACCUUUUCUGCCUCUCUUCAAUCACACUCCACGCUGUGGGAGUUGUGACCUGCUGUGUUUGUUCACACACGUAUUUGUCUGAGUUUUACAACCAGUGACCAGCGAGAUGGAGAGGGAGUCCGUGCAGAACAAGAGAAGCAGCUGUUCAAUACAGAUUUCCAGCCGCUGAAAGUCUCAACCGUCGUGUUUGGAUGAUUAUUCCAGCACUUUUCAUAUUUUUCCUCAUCACAAAAGGUAUUUCUGUCACAUAAACGGCACAAUGACAUAAUAGAAAUACAUAACAGUGGAG